Molecule: messenger RNA, 1299 nt
Organism: Striga hermonthica
Lineage: Eukaryota; Viridiplantae; Streptophyta; Magnoliopsida; Lamiales; Orobanchaceae
Source: the annotation of a GenBank genome assembly
AUGGAAAGCUGGUGGCGGCUGAGCCACCUGUUUGUGACGGUGUUUCUGUCGAACAUCUCCGAGCAGCUGCUGCAUCCGGCGAUCCCCGACGUCACAAUGGCGGCGGUUUGUCCCGGAAAAGACGAGUGCUCCGCCGCCAUCUACCUCACCGGCUUCCAACAGGCGAUUGCAGGCAUAGGUUCUGUGAUCAUGAUGCCGGUUAUUGGGAACCUCUCGGAUGCUUAUGGCAGAAAAAUAAUUUUGGCAAUUCCUUUGACUCUUUCCAUAAUUCCAUCGGUUGUGCUAGCGUGGAAGAGGACAACAAACUUCUUUUACGUGUACUAUGCCAUCAAGACCGUAACGUCCAUGGUUACUCAAGGAGGGAUUUCAUGCCUUGCUCUUGCGUAUUUGGCAGAUAAUGUCUCGGAGAGCAAUCGUGCCCCUGCAUUUGGGAUCCUUCAAGGUGUAACUUCUGCUGCAUUUCUUGGCGGUACAUUCGCUGCUCGCCUACUCUCCACUACUCAGAUAUUUCAGGUGGCAGCAGCUGUAUCUAUUCUUGCCACUGUAUAUAUGGGAGUUUUUCUAAAGGAAAAACCUCUGAAAACCGAAGCUCUUGAGCAGCCCAUCUUGAGCUUCGCUGAAAUUGAGGAGGACAGUUGUAUAGCACCGAAAAAGAAAGAACUCAUCGGGAAAAUUCCAUCUCCCAUGGAUAUAUAUCGGUUGCUAAAGAGUAGCGUGACAUUUUCAUUAGCAGCAUGUGUCACUUUCUUCAAUAGCCUUGCAGAAGCUGGCCUUGAUGCUUGUUUAAUGUAUUUUCUGAAGGCUCGAUUUCACUUCAUGAAAGAUCAAUUCGCAGAUGUGCUUCUCAUUGCGUAUAUUGGAGCAACUAUAUCAAACAUGGUCUUCAUGCCCACGCUGGGUCCCAUAAUUGGAGAGGAGAAAUUGUUGUCGUUGGGACUCUUUGCUGGAUUUUUAAAUAUGUUCUUCGACAGCAUUGCUUGGGCUGCCUGGGUGCCAUAUGCUUCUGCUUCACUGGGUGUUUUCCUCUUCCUUUCGAGCCCAAAUCUAAGAAGCAUUGUAUCGAAACAAGUUGGGCCUAGUGAACAGGGACUUGCACAAGGAUGCAUUUUGAGUAUAACAGCAUUUGCAAAUGUGAUCUCUCCAUUAAUUUAUAGUCCUCUUUCAGCUUUAGUUCUGUCUGAGGACGCGCCAUUUCAUUUCCAAGGUUUCAGCAUCCUAUGUGUCGGGCUUGCUUGGCUUGUCGGGUUCUUUCUGAGUUUAAUAAUCCCAUUCUUAUCAAGAAAAAAAAUUCAGCAAUGA